Vicia villosa (hairy vetch) is the source of this 1563-nucleotide messenger RNA. RefSeq lists its product as uncharacterized. The record is from RefSeq and is a predicted model, not a curated record. Lineage: Eukaryota; Viridiplantae; Streptophyta; Magnoliopsida; Fabales; Fabaceae. Gene Ontology annotation, molecular function: catalytic activity. The coding region runs from base 1 to 1563 and encodes 520 amino acids. The transcript is spliced from 2 exons.
AUGAAUGUUGUAGCUUAUAAUUUGAGGAGGUGUGGUUCUGUGUUGAAACGAAAGCAUUUCAGUCAGUUGAUUAAAAAGGAGAAAUUUGAUCUUUGUCUGGUUCAAGAAUCUAAGUUACAGAUGGUUGAUGAGAAAGUGGUUUUUGAGUUAUGGGGAGGAUCUGAUGUGGAGUGGUGUUUUAGAGCUUCGGAUGGGAGAUCUGGGGGUUUGAUUACCUGUUGGCGUCACGGGUUAUUUGUUUUGAAUUUCAGUUUUGUGUGGGAAGGUUUUCUUGGGUUGAAUGUUCUGUGGAAAGGUGUUAAUAUUUAUGUAAUAAAUGUAUAUGCUGCUUGUUCCCUUAAAAAAAAGAGGCGUUUUUGGAGUGAAUUGCUGAGUUUUAAGGAGAAAUUUCCGGAGGGUGAAUGGUGUUUAGGAGGGAAUUUUAAUGCGAUUAAAUUCGAGGAAGAAAGAAGGGGCUGUUCGAGGACUAUUAAUUAUACAGAGAUGGAGGAGUUUAAUGGCUUUAUUAAUAGUAUGGAUAUUGUGGAUGUGGGGACAGUUGGUAGGAAUUUCUCUUGGUUUAGUUUUGAUGGAGCUUGUUGUAGUCGCAUUGAUCGUUUUUUAAUGUCCGAUGGCUUAUUGGAUCUUUGGAAAGUGGAAUUCCAGGUUAUUGGUAGUAGGGAGCUUUCGGAUCAUUGUCCCAUUUGGUUCGAAGGUAAUGUGCGUAAUUGGGGUCCUAAGCCGUUUAAAUUUUUUAACGCGUGGACAAAACAUGUUGAUUUUUUUUCUUUUGUUGAGAACGUUUGGCGUGUUGCUCCUAACAAUAAGAGGUCGAUUUAUGCGUUCAAAGAAAAAUUGAAAUUUCUCCGUAGUAAACUUCGGUUGUGGAAUGUGGAGGUUUUCGGUUUUUUGGAUUUUCAAGAAGAGAUGGCUUUCAAAGACUUAAAUGCCUUGGAUUUUGUGAUGUUGGGUGAUAAUCCAGUGGAUAUUGAUUCCUUGGCUUUAAAUCGUUCGUUGGCUUCCAAGAAAGUGUGGGAGGUGGUGUGUCAUAAGGAGAGUUUUUUACGCCAAAAGGCGCGGGCUCUUUGGUUAAAGGAAGGUGAUUCUAAUUCUCGUUUCUUCCAUAAUGUUGUUAAAAGUCGCACAAGGAGGAAUUCUCUUGGUGGAUUGAAUGGGAUCAAUGGGUGGACUCAUGAUGUGGGGGUUGUCAAGGAAGAAGCUAGAAGGCAUUUUGAAAGUAGAUUUUCUGAAAGUAACUUCUCAAGGCCGGUGUUAGAAGGGGUUUAUUUUUCUGUCUUAUCUUUGAUUGAUUCUUUAAAUCUUGAGGGGGUUUUUUUGGAGGAGGAAAUGAAGGAUGUUAUUUGGAGUUCCGAUGGUGAUAAGAGUUCGAGGCUAGAUGGCUUUAAUAUGGGAUUUUAUAAGGUGCUUGUUAAUAGAUUGAAGAAGGUGAUUGGAAAGUUAGUUUCGAAUUGUCAAUCAGCUUUCGUGGCGGGAAGGAAUAUGUUGGAUGGAGUGGUGGUUGUUAAUGAAAUUUUGGAUUUGGCAAAAAGGAAUAAUAAUGGGGUGUAUGAUGGUGAAAGUUGA